Linnemannia hyalina is the source of this 1662-nucleotide messenger RNA. Lineage: Eukaryota; Fungi; Mortierellomycota; Mortierellomycetes; Mortierellales; Mortierellaceae. The record is from the annotation of a GenBank genome assembly.
AUGGCUUUUCGGGAUGGACUCAGGCUAAGGCCCAGUGGAAGUUUGAGGAGCACUGGUCACUCUCAAGAAGAUGCGACCGACCCCUUUUCCACUCCUCACUCGAGCAACGACGGAAUUCCGUACGAGUCGGACGUUGAGCUCAUGGACGAGACGUCGUUCACUUUCGACAAUCCUGAUUUAGCAGAUGUCGAAUACGGACACUCCGUACGAGUCACUGGACCCUUCCCCAUCAACGACCACGAUGGCAACGACAAACAGGAGAUCACGGUUUCCACGGGGAUUAUGACCUGCAUUCGCUCAUUGGAGUGCCCGACGAGCUGGCACGGCGAAAAACUAGGGGAACCAAACCUGUUCUACCUCAAACAGGACGAUCAAGGGUUCUACCAAACCGACCUCCUCGACACUACGACCAUGCUUGUGGGCUUCGCUAUCCACCAAACGAUUGAUUUUUAUCUUAACGGGCCAUUCAACGUUUACCGUCACGACAGCACAAAGUCCAUCGAAGCGCUUGAAACGACAGUUGGUAUCGGUAAGGGGAAAGUGGACUCUCUUCUGAACGACAUGCCCGAGUCUGUGGUCCUUGUUCGUUGCGAUUUACCGUUUUCUGAGUAUCUGGGCAGCAGAGCCAUCGGCAGGCACGUCGUCGUGGAGUACUUCCGUUACCCGCGGAAGCCACUGUGGAAGCACCGCGUCCGGAGCGCUCUGGUCCAGGAUUCCGGUCCCUGGAACGGAUCUCUUGCCGGAGAAAAAUAUGAGACUUUCCCCGACGAGUCUCCUGUCGAAAAGAAUGAUGUGGCUUUCACCAACGAGUCUCCUGCCCUGGUGGAGGAUGAGGCUUUCUUCGAUGGUUCUUUCCUCCACAUUCCCCUCUGGAAUGAUUACGAUGCCCAAUUACUCCAGGCCACUACAACGCCCUCCUUUGACGCCCUAAGGUUAAGAACUGAAGUCUCCUCUCCGCCAUUUGAUGAUUCGAUGGAUUUCGAUACACAGGCUCCCCCUACCCUGGACGGAUCCAGGCAUACCACCCCGGUACAGCCCGGUGACCUCGCCCAUCCACCUGGCGCAUGUCGCACUCUGGACCAGAUCCAGUCGUUCGUUAACCCCGCAGACCUGACAAUUGCGCUCACGCCUAGUUCCAGCCUUGAUACCACCGACACCUCCUAUCCCGACGACGAUGGUGAUUUAUCCUCCGAGUCUAUGGUCUCCGAAGGCGAUAAUGAUCCCUUGACCGAUUCAAUGGAUACGGACGACAAUGGUUAUCCCGCCACCGAGUUUAUGGAUAGCGACACCGAUGAAGACGGCGACAACCGUUCUCUCCCCAACGUCACCAAGGCGUUUUACCUUGAGCGGGCGGAGGUCCACUAUGGCGUCUACCCUGAGACCGAGUCUAUCGCCAGCGAAACCAGUAACAACAAUGGCAGUUCCUCCUCCUCAGCCGGUCCCAGCAGUCAAGACAAUCAACCGCCAGUGCUCGACCGCAACACCUGCAAAUCGGCGACAAACCUCAAGGGGGUCAGGAUCACCAAAGCCAAGUCCAAGCCCGCAGAGACCAACAAGCCCAGGCCUGCAAGGAAGGCCGAGACCAAACGACGUCAAGCAUCGGAUGAAGAGAUGGAAGUGCAAGUGGUGCCCACAGGAGUAUACAAGGAAGCCAUUCUCUAG